This is a messenger RNA of Paramecium sonneborni, 1444 nucleotides long. NCBI's taxonomy places the organism in Eukaryota, Ciliophora, Oligohymenophorea, Peniculida, Parameciidae. The record is from the annotation of a GenBank genome assembly.
AUGAGUAAGAAUAUUGACAUUGAUAGUCCAUUUGGUUUUGAUUAAUAAGAUGAUUUUUCAAUAUCAUAACCCCCUUCUUCAGAUUCUUACGACAGUUAAUAAAAAUAAGCCAAUAUUACAACCCACCUUAGUGAGAGUCCAAAGGUUUUAAUGAAUUAUUUAAUAAUUAGACUUUAUCUGGAAAUAUUGAAUAGUAGAGUGACCAUUAGUAUAUUUAGGAAUCAAAAGUGUUUGAAACUGGAGAGAUAGGAAAUUAAUAGUCAAAUUCAAAUUUAGAAGAUAUUAGAUUGGAUAACAAAGUUGAAGAUGAUUAAACUAAUAAGGAGAAAGUAAAACUAUAGAAUAAAGUACUUAAUUAUUUAUUAUCUAGUCUUAAUUUAACCAAUAAAAUGAUGAAUAAGAAUAAAAGGACUACAAAACUAAAUCAAAAAAAAAAGGAAUAAAAAAACAAUAGAAGUAUUAGAAAUAAUUGCAUAGUGAUGAACCACUAAUCAAAAAAUAGAUAUAAACCAAUUAACAAAACCUUAUAGGUUAAUUAAAUAAACAACCACAUCCUUAUUAUGAAAAUUAGAAAAUCAAUGAAUCUUUUACUGAUUUGUGUUUAAAAUCAUCAUCCUCAAUCUCUCAAUAUCAAAUUAAUUCUUUUUAAAAUUUAGAUGAAUUAUAAAUAACUUAAGAAAUUGAUUAUUGGAUUCCUGAAUAUGAAAUAUUGUAUAAGGAAAUAUUUAGAUUUUUAAAAAGAGAAUCUAUGUGGAAACAGUUUUAUAAAUAAUCUCCUAAUAUAUUAGUUUACUUAUUUUGUAACUAUACAGUUAAUCAGGAUGAAUCUUCAUGGUUGGAUAUAGUUUAAUUGUUGAAUCAGAAGUAUAAAUAAAUGGAAAAUAAUUGGAAGAAAUAGUUUAAACUUUCAUCAAUUAUUAGUUUCAAAAGAGAUCAUGUUGAUAAGAAUUUAUUUAAUUCUUAAUGGAUUAGUUAAGAUAUUAAUUAGUCUGUAAAAUCGUAUAAAUUGAUGAAUUUUAAUAAUAUAUGCAAAAAUGAAAGAAUUACCUUUGAUUUUAAAUAGACUGAAAACUUUGAAAAGGUUUAAAGUUAAUUUGAUAAUCUAUUAAAAGAUCCUUUAAUAACUCAAGAAAGUAGAAAAUUAAUUCAGAGUUUGCAAUAUAUAGUUGAAAGAAUGGAAUAUCACAAAAAAAAAGGUUUGACAAAGAAGACUAUAAGUUUUGAUUAAGAUGAUAUCAAGGAUCUUUGUGAAUGUAAUCAAAAUAUCAAAGAAUAAUUUGAUAAGAUCUAUUAAUAAAUCAAUUAACCAUCUUAAUUAUUUCUUAAACUUAUUAAGGGAAAUAUUCAAACUAAAAUUAGUCAGAAGGGUAAGAAAAAGAAGAAUACUCUUGAAUGCUUAAAAGAUUUAAUCAGGAAAGUUUUAAGAAAGCUUGAAGAUUAAUGA